CAGGUACAUGCGUUGUAGGCAAAUAAUCUCUUUCCUCCUAUCCCUCUCUGCCUAUUCUCUUCAUCAAUCCACAAACCCAAUCUACUGUCUCCCUAAUCUUGCCUUCUUUCAUAUACUCCUCCUCGCCCUUACAGCUUUCAUCUCUCCUUCUCCUUCUCCUCUCAUCUCAUCUCUUCGGGAGCCGAGGAGAGGACGAAAACGGAGCUAUUAUAAGUCUAUGGAGCUCGUCCCCUACUCAUCCCCAGAGCCUAACCCUAGCAACCCCUCCUGGUCCGACAUGUUCCGCUCCGCCUCCCUCCGCCGCCCCCCCGACUCCCUCCCCCCUUCCCCCCCUCGCCUCUCGGAAUCCUACCCCGACGGCAAGCCCCCCAAACCCUCCGCCGCCGGCGACACCCUCGAAGCUUCCUCCGCUGCCGCCGGGACCCUUGCCGGCGACCCCCACGCCCGGCUGGCCCUUUACAUCGCCAUGGCCCACGCCGGCCUGGCCCUCUCCCUCCUCCUCCUCUACGGCCUCUACCGCCUCCUCCACGACUUCGUCCGCCCCCUCCAGUGGGCCAUCCUCUGCUCCAUCCCCCUUCGCCAGCUCCAGGACGCCCUCGUCUCCUUCUGGUCCCCUCCCCUCCGCCUCGGCCUCCUCCCCUCCCUCCUCGCCGUUCCCUCCGCCCUUCUCCGCGCCUCCGCCGCCACCCUCGUCGACUUCCGCUCACUCCUCCUCCGCCGCAAGCUCGUUUCCUCCUCCUCCCCAUCCUCCUCCUCCACCCUUGGCUUCUCCCGCCUUCUCCGUUGGCUCGUCUCCUUCUGGGUCUUCAUCAUCACCUUCGAGCAGCUCGGCGCCGCCGUCCUCCCCCUCUUCGCCCUUGGCUUCUUCCUCGCUGGCCCCACCGCCUCUGUCGUCCGCAAGGCCAGCUUUGUCAGGCCCGACACCUCCUCCGCCAAGCGCGGUUGCACUUGCAUCACUGCCGGCAUCCUCAAGCGGCUCAAAACCAUUGUCGCUGUUGGCCUGAUUGUAGGAAUGAUCGUCGGGAUUUUAGCUGGCGGCAUCUUUUUCUCCUACAAGAUCGGCGUGGAGAGUAAGGAUGCCGUGAUGUCGGUCAAAUCCCGUGUUCAGCACAGUAACUAUGCCGAGAGGAUCGGAUUCAAGAAAUGGAUGGAGGAUAAUGACAUCACUGGUCUUGUGGAUCGCUACUCGGCCAAGCUCUACGAUACUGCUUGGGAACAGAUCGAUCGGCUUGCAGUCCAGUAUAAUAUGACUGACUUUGCUAAUGGGCUUCGGCAAUUUAUGGUAAACCAGUCGGCAAGUCCUUCUGGAGGGGCUUCAACAGCUCUGGCGAGCUCACCACAGCACCCAUACACGGUAAAGCUCCAAUCUUUGAGUGUUCUGGUGAAGAAUCGCGAGUGGGCGGAGAUUUAUAAAGAAUUGGAUUUGAUUGUUAGAGAAUUGUUGAUUACUAGAGGUGAUUUGGUGGAGAAGGCAAAGGGGAUUGCUUUUCAGGGGAUUGAAGUCUCGAAGCAGGUGCUCUCCAGUAGUACAUCGAUCCUCGGUGGAAGUGCCAGUGUGAUUGGUUUUGUUGCCCUGGCAGUGAUCUCCGGUGCGGCAGAAGUAAUUAAUUUUUUGUCGCAAUUGAUGGUCUUCCUCUGGGUUCUGUAUUAUCUAAUCACGUCAGAAUCUGGUGGGGCGACAGAGCAGGUUGUGGGCAUGCUCCCCAUUUCAAAAUCCAUGAGGGUUCGAUGUGUUGAGGUUAUCAACCAUGCUAUCAGCAGUGUGCUUUUGGCUACUGUGAAGAUUGCCAUCUUCCAAAGUUGCCUCACAUGGCUGCUGUUCAGGUUCUGCUCAAUGCAUUUUGUGUACAUGUCGACUGCACUUGGAUUCAUUAGUGCCCUGCUGCCAAUACUACCAUCUUGGCUUUCAACGAUCCCUGCUGUGGCUGAGCUGCUCAUGGAGGGGAGGUGCAUUUUUGCCAUCGCAUUGACCGUGAUGCACCUUGUGCUCAUGGACUACGGAUAUUCAGUAAUCCAGGAGGAUAUACCCGGGCACAGUGCAUACCUCACUGGGCUUAGUAUCAUUGGUGGCAUGACAUUGUUCCGGAAUGCUUUAGAGGGUGCAAUAAUGGGUCCUCUUCUAAUGACAGUUGUCCUUGCUUUGAAGAAUUUGUAUUCAGAGUUUGUGCUUGCUGAUACAGGAGAAAUCAGUGGAUAGGGUGCAGAUGGAAAAGAUACAUCCUUGGUCUUUUGCUCUGGUUAGUUAAGAGUGUAGCAAAGUGGGUAGCAUCUAUAGCAAAAAACAUCAGUUCUGCUGUUGUACCUCUGAGGUAUAUUUAUUUUAUUUUUGAUUAAUUGUUCUCUCGUCGAAGGGGGCAAUUAUUCUUUAGGGUGUGGAUUUUGUACCAUAUCGAUCAUUUUCUCUCUGAUUGAUGGGAAAAUUGUAAAUUCAUUGUAGCAUUCUGAUAUGAAAAGGCAUGUAAUCCACGCCAAAAUAUGCCAUUGUAUUGCAAUAAAGGUUGCUAAUUUUGAAUUUGUUGGAUCA
This is a messenger RNA of Phoenix dactylifera (date palm), 2524 nucleotides long. RefSeq names its product transmembrane protein C9orf5 protein. NCBI's taxonomy places the organism in Eukaryota, Viridiplantae, Streptophyta, Magnoliopsida, Arecales, Arecaceae. The record is from RefSeq and is a predicted model, not a curated record.